UAUCUUGCACGUGCCCAUUGUUCCACAUACAUCUACAACUGUUGAGCAUCCCAUGCUUUACCUUUUCUGUGUUCUUGUCGCACAUUUUUACUUGCUGCCUGCACCAAGCACAAACAUAUCCGCACAGCAUAUGCUAACCAUCAUCAGGCGCUAUAAGCAGCCUCAAGAUUCCAUCUCAACCACAACUCUCUACCUACCAUGCCUUUGGACGCCAAGGAAAUUGAGCUCCGGGCCAAGGCCGUCAACAAGGCCGCAACUUCCAAUGAACCUCCCUCCACCAUUAUACCGCUUCUCAAGCAACUACAACAAGGGGUAAAGGCCACCGAGGACCUGCUGCGAUCCACCCGCGUCGGUAUCGCCGUGAACAAACUCAAGCAACACAAAUCACCCGAGGUCGCCCGUCUCGCGAGCGAAAUUGUCUCCAAAUGGCGUCAUGAAGUGAACAAGCAAAAGGCUGGGCCCUCACCUGGGGCCAGCGGACGAUCCAGUAGCUCCCCUCGACCUCGUACCAACGGCACCCCUUCAGGCGGCACCACUCCUUCCGACAAGGCAUCGAAGCUUUCGGUGGCCCCGGACAAACGCACAUGGAAGGCAGAUGGCGUGGAUACCAAUCAAACUGGCAACAAGAUUCGCGACAGCUGCAUCGGACUGAUGUACGAUGGACUGUGUCUCUACUCGACUGAACCCCCACGGACUGUACUGGCCAAGGCAUCGGCCGUCGAGGCGGCAGCACUCAGCGCAUACGGGCCGGAAUCGAAGGAACAAUACCGCACGAAGAUCCGCAGCUUAUAUCAAAACCUCAAGAAUAAAUCGAACCCAUCGCUGCGCAUCCGGGUGCUCAGCGGCGAAGUGACGCCGGAGUACUUUGUCAAGAUGUCGCACGACGAGCUGCGGUCGGCGGAACAGGAGGAACGGGACCGCAAGAUCCAGAAGGAAAACAUGGACAAGGCUAUGGUGGCACAGGCAGAGCGGAGUAUCAGUACGAGCUUGCAGUGUGGCAAGUGUGGGCAGCGCAAGGUAACAUAUACGGAAGCGCAGACGCGCAGUGCGGACGAACCGAUGACAUUGUUUUGUACGUGUAUGAACUGCGGCAAGUCAUGGCGGCAGUGAUGGUAUAACAGUGAUGGCGGUGAUGAAUGUAUUCCUUUGUAUCGAUUUAUAUCUGGGUUAUAUUGUUGGUGUUGGGACACUAUGAGGCGAGGAGUUGCGGUUGUUUCAACAGGUUAUGUCAUGUCAUAGACUGAAUCGACGUCAUUCACCAUCCCCUCUUCCCCAUCAA
This is a messenger RNA of Aspergillus sclerotioniger CBS 115572, 1279 nucleotides long. RefSeq names its product transcription elongation factor DST1. The record is from RefSeq and is a predicted model, not a curated record. The transcript has a single exon. Gene Ontology annotation, biological process: regulation of mRNA 3'-end processing; transcription elongation by RNA polymerase I; DNA-templated transcription. The coding region runs from base 199 to 1110 and encodes 303 amino acids. NCBI's taxonomy places the organism in Eukaryota, Fungi, Ascomycota, Eurotiomycetes, Eurotiales, Aspergillaceae. Gene Ontology annotation, molecular function: zinc ion binding; RNA polymerase II transcription regulatory region sequence-specific DNA binding. Gene Ontology annotation, cellular component: nucleus.